AAAAUCGCCUCACGCUUCCGGUUCGAACUCCUCGACGCCUCACACGGUCCUCCUCCCCCAUCUCGUCUUCCUCGCGCCUCCCAUGGCGUCGCUCUUCGGGGGUCGCCGCCGGCGAUCGCCGGAGGACGACGGUGAGGACGACAGAUCCGGCAACGGGAAGGCCCAGCGCCGCCGCCUCUCGCCGGAGGAGGACGCGGCGACGCCAGCGGAGGCGGGGGCGGCCGCGGCCGCGGCCACGGGGAGUAGCCCUGGGUGGCUCUCUGGCUUCGUCUCCGGCGCGAGGAGGGUAUUUUCGUCUGUUUUGUUGUUCUCCUCGCCCGAGGAGACGGGCUCGGGGCAGGAGGAGGACGAAGAGGGCAACGGCUUAAACUCGGAUGAGAACGAAGAUAUUCCUGACACUCAUGGAGCAAUUGUUCCUUACAGCGAGUCAAAGCUAGCUAUUGAGCAAAUGGUUAUGAAGGAAACAUUCACAAGGGAUGAGUGUGAUAAGAUGAUAGAGCUAAUAAAAUCACGAGUUACAGAUUCUACAUUUCCUGAAGCCCGUGAGUAUGGAUUGCCAGAAGAAAUCCCAAGUAGGAAUGCAGGCAUUGGACAUGACUUCACAGGAGCUUGGCGCUCCUUUAGCCGUGAUCGGAGAUUCCCUAAAUCAGUUCAAUUCUCUAGUAUGGGACCUGGUAGUUUUUCUCCUGGCUCUCCACUCCAAGCAUCACCUGAGCUAUGCACUGCAGCAGUUACGGAAGCAAAGAGAUGGUUGGAAGAGAAAAGGCAGGGGCAAGGUUUAAAGCCUGAAGAAAAUGGAACAUGCACAUUGAACACUGAUAUGCUAAGUUCUGUCAUUGACUCUGACAUGGGUUCUCCAGUUGAUUUAGCGAAAUCAUACAUGCAAUCAUUACCUCCUUGGCAGUCCCCUCUCUUAGGCAUUCAGACGUUUAAUACAUCGCGCUCCAAAUACUCUACCUUGUUAGCAGAGGUACCCGCAAAGGAGGACUACCUUUCCAACUUUUGGGAAAAAUUGGAGGAAUCACGAAGAGCCCGCAUUGGAUCAUCUGGAGGUUCUGCAGAUGCUCCUAAAUUCUGGAAUUAUAGUUCUACUUCUUCCAGAUUAUUUGAGAAUGAUACCUCUAUAUUCUCAUCGGGUGCUGAUGAAAAAGUUGGCGAGCCUACCAAAACCAAUAAUGGGUCUGAAAAAGUUGCAGCAACAGAACCAGUUAGUGGGUGCCCCAUACCUGUCACGCCAACUGAAGAUAGAAUUGAUGGUAUUGGUGAACCUGUGGACCUUGCAAAGGACAAGGGGAAUGCACCUGAAGAAUACCAUGCUGCAUCUGAAAUUCAACCAGAUAAAGUAGCAGAGGGGAACAAUGCGUCUUCCACAAGAUUUACAAAGGAUGCUACUGACCACAGUGAUGUUAAAGCCCCCAUUGCCGAACCAAAUAUAGAUAUCAACUCAGCUUCAGCUUUUCCGGAACCCAUAGCGAAGGAUGCAGGUCCCCCAAUCCGGACCCGAAUGAAUGGGUCGACCAAGAAAACAUCUGUGAAUGGUCUUCUGGAUCAAUCAAACGCCAACUCCGGGUUAGAAUCUUCAGGAAAUGACAAUCCCAGCUGCACUAACUCGAGCAGUGCUGUGCCACCCACCAGUAAUGACUUAACUGAGCCUGCAGCCGGUGCUGCAGAUGUUGAUUCUGUUGAGAAUGGCACUGGAAUAAAUCCUGAAGAACCUGUUAAGGGAGCCUCGAGACAGAACGUUCGGCGAGGAGGACGAAAAAGGGUGGUGCGAGGCCCUAAAGGAAGAGGGAAGUAGAAGAGUUGCUGGACCAUAUUGUUGUAUACUAAUAUUAACGGCCCAAAAGGGCAACGUGAUACCUAGGUUAGUCUGUUUCCACUUACAAGGCAUUUGUGCGUCAACAUUUGUAUCCAUGCUGUAUUAUUGUAGGCUUAUGACCACGUUUAGAAUUGAUUAUUAGGAGUAGUAGCUGCUUGAUUCGUGUGACAGUGUCUAGUUUUUCAUAAGCUUGUUGGUAGUUUGUGCAGAUGGAGGAACAAUUGGUUGAUUGUGCCGUGUAGCAGUAACACGUAGCAGGUGUUCUAGCCAUCUAGGUUUGUGCAGACAGUGCAGUGAAUCCAGUGAGGCAGUGGCAGUUGUUUCCUCUGUAUGAUGGACAUUCACAUUCUGGCGAUGUAACCCUUAUUUCGUGCUUU
Panicum hallii is the source of this 2196-nucleotide messenger RNA. RefSeq lists its product as uncharacterized. The record is from RefSeq and is a predicted model, not a curated record. Bases 83 to 1798 code for a protein of 571 amino acids. The transcript is spliced from 11 exons. Gene Ontology annotation, biological process: nuclear membrane organization. Lineage: Eukaryota; Viridiplantae; Streptophyta; Magnoliopsida; Poales; Poaceae. Gene Ontology annotation, cellular component: nuclear envelope.